Coregonus clupeaformis (lake whitefish) is the source of this 883-nucleotide messenger RNA. It is a transcript of the gene mrps6, whose product is annotated as mitochondrial ribosomal protein S6. Gene Ontology annotation, molecular function: small ribosomal subunit rRNA binding; structural constituent of ribosome. Bases 118 to 480 code for a protein of 120 amino acids. The record is from RefSeq and is a predicted model, not a curated record. Gene Ontology annotation, biological process: translation. The transcript has a single exon. Gene Ontology annotation, cellular component: mitochondrial small ribosomal subunit; ribosome. NCBI's taxonomy places the organism in Eukaryota, Metazoa, Chordata, Actinopteri, Salmoniformes, Salmonidae.
UCGUUUUACGACAUGGCACUUGACGUUCAGAGAACACUGUAAAUGAAGGACAUUUGUGUGAGUCUGGACGUUUGAACUGUAUUAUUGUCUUUACUUGCCUUUCACACACUGUAAAUCAUGCCUCGAUAUGAGCUUGCCCUCAUUGUGAAGGCCAUGCAGAGGCCGGAGACCGCGGCCCUUCUGCGGCGCACAGUGGAGACCUUGAUGGAGCGGGGCGCUGUGGUGAGAGGCUUGGAGAACCUUGGAGAGAAACUUCUACCGUACAAGAUAUCGAAACACAACGAGCGACACUCGCGCGGUGGAUACUUUCUGAUUGACUUCCACGCUGCUCCCGGUAUUGUCACGGGCUUGCUGGAUCAUCUGGAGCGGGACAUUGACGUGGUGAGGCCCACGGUCUUGAAGAAGGAUCCGGAGCCUUCCAAUGGACCCUGUUGCGGAUCCCAGGUGGCAUCAAAACCCCAGGACACAGCGCAGAAAUGAACGGUCAUCAUAUGCUUGAUGUCCACUAGAGCUCUUUCUAGUUGCCCAGUUUCUGCGACACAAUGGGAAGUGGAUCGCAUUUGAUAGCCAGGCUGUUUCUGCUCUCUUGCCAACAACCUAUAUAUAGAAGACAGGGUUUUUCACAUCCUGAGUGAAGACUCACAUCAUCAUCGUCAUGUUCAUUAGGCACCAAACGGAGGAAAAUCGACUGAAACAGGGAGGCACUGCCUGAACACAGAACCGUCGGAAAUUUACAACGCAUCAUUGAGAACGUUUUUGGCAUACACAACAUGCACACACACCUAGAGAAUUCAUACCAUCCAAUAUACUGUAAUACUAUUUCAGUGCCAUCUGCUUUAAGGGUUGAUUAAAUUACUUCGCAAAUUACAAACUUGUAAAAAUA